CGAUGGUGAAAGAUAAGAUAAAAGAUGAUUGUUAUUGAGAAAAAUUUCGAUGCAAAUAAUGGAUUUCGAUAAAUUAUCGAUUAUGUUUAUAUAAAUGAAGUGUGCUAGAUCAGGUUAUACGAUUUUCCAACUUCAGUUGAGUCGUAACCGUCAAAAUGAAAUCUGGUAUUCUUCUUCUUUUGGUCCUCGCUUCUACACAAUCUUUGCCGCAGUCCCAGCGGUAUGAGGAUUAUUUUGUCCACCCCUACCGAAGGGAACCCCAACCCCUCAGGCCAGGUUUGCGUAUUAUAGGGGGCCAAGAUGCGCCCCCUCACGUGCUACCCUACCAGGUGGGCAUCUACGUCUAUUCUGCAUCGUCGACAGACUUUUGUGGGGGCUCCCUGAUAUCCACAAAUUAUGUGUUGACAGCCGCACAUUGUGCAGAUCAAGCUAUGAAAAUGGAUUUGGUAUUUGGGGCACAAAACAUCUCGGAUGAAAGCGAGGAUACUCAAAUCCGCAUUUCCUCAACGGAAUUCAUUGUUCACGAAAAAUGGAGCCGCGCAAGUUUGGCCAACGAUAUUGCUCUGGUCAAACUAAGGAUAGUGUCUGGAUGGGGAAAAUCUCAGGAUGACCAAACUACGGUUACCGAAAUUUUGAAAUAUCUAACCAGUCCCAUUCUCAGCAACUCUCAGUGUAGUGAAGCCAGUGCGAGUUACGCGAGAAUAAUGAAUCCUACGCUGCUGUGCCUAUCAGGAGUCGAAUUACAGGAACAAGUUUCGCAAGAAGACGUUGACCCUUCAGACUCCCUUCUCUAUCUGAAGACGAGUCUUUUCAAGAUUGAGCCUAGAAUAAUAGGGGGUGCUGACGUUGAGCCCCAUUCUUACCCCUUUCAAGCGAUACUCUUCGCUACCUACGAAAAGGAAACGAGCUUCUGCGGUGGCACGCUGAUAGAUCGAAGAUGGAUACUCACUGCGGCUCAUUGCGUCGACAGCAAUCCGAAGUACAUCGACAUCUUCCUGGGGGCACAUAACCUCACAAACUUGGGAGCAAAAGAUACAAUUCAGACUUUUCGAUCGAAAUCCUACAGAAAGCACGCUGAUUACGACAACGAAUCUUUGGUGAACGAUAUAGCCAUAAUCAGACUGCCUAAGGACGCAAUUUUGAACGAAUACGUGAACGUUGUUCCAAUAUCAAACGGAACGAACACUUAUGCUGGCGAAUACGGCACUAUUCUGGGAUGGGGAAAAACUGAUGAUGGAUCAGUUUCCGAUACGCUCAAAGGCGUAACCGUUGAAGUGAUAUCAAACGAAGCUUGCAGAAGCAUUAAUCCGGCAUAUGAGAUAGUUGUGGAAAGCCACGUGUGUGUAUCAGGAGAAGGCCCGAGGGGCAGCUGUGGGGGCGAUUCAGGGGGGCCCUUGCUGGUGAAAGGCACCCAAAUAGGUCUGGUGUCCUUCGGUGCAGACAACUGCACUUUAGGCAUGCCGUCUGUCUUCACCAGACUGAGCCGAUACAACGAUUGGAUCGUCGAAAACAUGAAUUCGAAUUCUGGACUAGCCAAAGUUCGAAAUGUCUUGCUCGGAUUUGUAAUUGCUGUUUUUGCUUUUCUCUAUGCUGCUGUUAAUAUAUUUGUUUAA
Messenger RNA from Phaedon cochleariae (mustard beetle), 1613 nucleotides. Lineage: Eukaryota; Metazoa; Arthropoda; Insecta; Coleoptera; Chrysomelidae. The record is from the annotation of a GenBank genome assembly.